CUCAGCUGGAGGUUCCGUGGGAGAGUCGUACCUAAGGAUUUGAGGUGAAAGAUGACAUCCAACCCUUCAGUAGCAUCUUUUCAGCACCUAGUGCUGCCUCUCUUUCUGCUUUUUUGUUUUGGAGGAGUAUUUUACACUUACUACAAGCCCACUAUCAGCUGGUUAUCGUGUCCAAAUGCUCCAGUCAAAACACAAGAAGUCUGCCCAGAAGAGUGCCUCAGUGCAUUAAUGAAAAACUUUACCCAUCUUAUAAACACCACGGGUACCCGCAACUACACUUUGGUAAAGCCGCAAUUACCACAAUUACCAGUCACUAAACCACCUGCAGGGAAAGACAUCCAGGAGAAUCAUGACAAUGACAUCAUCAUGUUAAUCUGGACCUGGCCAUUUGGAUUUAAAUUUGAUGUAAACGAUUGUAUCCCAAAGUUUGGUAUUACAGGAUGUCAGAUUACAGAUGACAGAAGCCAAUAUGACAAAGCCGAUGGUGUUCUGUUUCAUCACAGAGAUAUCGGUGAUGAUAUUGCAAACCUGCUAAGCAAGCCGAGACCUCCAUACCAGAAGUGGGUGUGGAUGAACAUGGAGUCUCCUGAUAAUUCAGGCGGACAAAACUGGCUAGAUGAUGCAUUUAAUUUGACAUCAAAUUAUCGGAGAGAUUCCGAUGUCUGGGUGCCUUAUGGAAAAAUCAGAAAAACAACAGGGAAAGAUAAAACUUUUGAAAUACCACCAAAAGAUAAAAUCGUCUGCUGGAUCGUCAGUAAUUGGAACCCCAACUUUAGGAGAGUAAAAUAUUUUAAUGAACUUAGCCAGCACAUUAAAGUAGAGGCUUAUGGCAGAGCCUUUAACAGGUACAUCAGCGAUGAUGAUUACAACAAGAUUUUACCAAGCUGUAAAUUCUACUUAGCGUUUGAGAACUCCAUAUACCAGGACUACUUCUCUGAUAAGCUGUUUAAUCCUAUGAAAGUCGGCACCGUUCCUGUGGUUAUUGGGCCACCCAGGGACAACUAUGAAGAGUUCAUUCCUGCAGAUUCAUUCAUUCAUGUGGACGAUUUCGAAUCUGCUCAAAAACUGGCAGAACAUCUCACAUUUCUGGAUCAGAACCAGGAGAAGUAUGAGCAGUACUUCAACUGGAGAAAACUUUUCAUUGUUGAAGGUUCAUUUUUCGGUCUUGAACAUGCUUGCCGAAGUUGUAAUUAUAUAAGAAACUACCAGGGCUACAGAGUAUUUAAAAACAUCAAUAAAUGGUACUGGGGUUAGCUAGCCACUGGAAAUCCAACCGUUCUUCUAAAGAUGUCAUAAGGAGUUUUUCCCUACCAAGAAACUUGAUCUAAUUUUCUUUCCAAACAGAAUUAUUGCUGACACAAAGAGCUAAUUUUCAUCUACCAUUUAAUAGCACAAAAUCUCCAGGAAAGCGUUACUAAUUUACCCGAUAGCAUUUACAUUCACUUUAUAAACUAGUCCACAGUUCUUUUAUUAUAAUAACUAGAAUUAAUCAACAAAUCAUCAUAUGAAGCUGAUGUUCUCAUUAAGAUUAUAAUUAAGUCACAAAGCAUAGUCAUCUAUGCAUUAUGGUUCACGAUGGGUUUUGGUGUCUCAGGUUUCUGUUUGUGUGGAAUUUUAUGUGUUGUUUUU
Messenger RNA from Clarias gariepinus (North African catfish), 1629 nucleotides. RefSeq names its product 4-galactosyl-N-acetylglucosaminide 3-alpha-L-fucosyltransferase 9-like. The record is from RefSeq and is a predicted model, not a curated record. Bases 52 to 1254 code for a protein of 400 amino acids. Gene Ontology annotation, cellular component: membrane. Gene Ontology annotation, molecular function: alpha-(1->3)-fucosyltransferase activity. NCBI's taxonomy places the organism in Eukaryota, Metazoa, Chordata, Actinopteri, Siluriformes, Clariidae. The transcript has 2 exons.